CCCAUCUGGCAACUUGACGUGCUGGAACUCUAAAAAGGAAGAAGAAGUGAAAGGAGAGAGAGAGAAGAAGAAGAAGAGAGAGAAGAAGGUGGUGUCAGUAAAUGUAUCACUCCGCCAGAAAAGUAGAGACCUGUGUAUGUGUUUCAUGUUUCCAACAAAGAGAGGAUUCUUCUUCCGGUGAAAGUCUCGUCAUUCUCCAUCUCCCUUCCAAUCUCUUCACACCAGCAAAAGUUUGCCUCUCGGAGCGGACAACUAACUGGAAACUUUCAGUCUUUCCGCCACUGCUGAGUUGAGCUAAAGGCCACAAAGAACAAAAGCCUCACCAUGUCUGGAGAACUCAGGCUGGUUCUGGUGGGAAAUACAGGAGUUGGCAAGAGUGCGUCCGGCAACACCAUCUUGGGCAGCGAGCACUUCCUGUCAGAUGUCAGCUUCUCCUCGGUGACCCGCGAAUGUCAGCAGGGAAGCACUGAGCGGCUACUGGACACUGACCAGGAAAGACCAACAAGAGUGAAGGUGGUUGACCUACCAGGCUUCGGGGACACUCACAUGAGUGAGGAUGAGAUAAAUACUAUGAUGGUUAAAUGUUUGGCUUUCUGUACUCCAGGACCACAUGCUUUUCUCUUGGUGGUGCCGAUCGGCCGUUAUACAGAUGAUGUGAACAAGGCUGCGCUAAAUGUGGCCAACAUAUUUGGGGAGGAAGCCCUCAAAUCUCACACCGUGGUUCUUUUUACCAGAGGGGAUGAGCUUAAGGGGAGGAGCAUUAAAGAAUACCUGAGAAAUGCUCCGGCUGACCUUAAAGGUCUGAUCAAAAAAUGUGGCGGCCGGUACCACUUGUUCAACAAUGAAGACCCCGGUAAUGAGGCACAGGUUGGACAACUCUUGAUGAAAGUGAAGAAGAUGGCGGAGAAGACUGCAACUGGGUUUUAUACCAAUGAUAUGUUCAAGAAGGCAGAGGCCAUCUUUCGGGAGGAGGAGAGGAAGAGAAGCAUGGUCCGUUUCGAUAGUCUGUCUCCACCCGCAUCUGAGGGAUACUCUGUCCCGUCACCCUCAACUACAUUCUGGGAUAAUUUGAAGAAGGUAGUGGCCUCUGCCUUUAUAGGCUUAGUUUUGGGGGCAGCAUUUGGCGUGGCUGCCCCCAUAGCAGCUUCAAGCGCGGCAUAUCUUGUAGGGUCUGCAGCUGUGGCAGCAGCUGCCUCAGGAGUAACUGCAAUAAAAGCAGGGGCGGCGCUCGGUGCAGGUGUGGGUGGCCUCGUUGGCAUUGUCAACGGUCUUGAUGCUAAGACUCCAAUGGAGGGCGUUAAGGAAACUGCCAAAACGGUUAGUAAAAUAGGAUGUGUUGCAGUAGUAGCGGGUGCGUGUGUCGGGGCUGCUGUGGGUGGAACCGCAGAAGUAGUUUCUGUUCUCCGGGAACAAGGUACAUCAGCAGUUACAUCAGCUGGUGUGACCAGUGGCCCUGUUGCUCAAUCCCGCAUCAUACCUGUAGUGAAGACCGUGGGAAAGGCAGCAGCAGUCGUAGCAGGAACAGGGGCAGCAGUAUCUUUUAAAGUGAAAAUUGCUAUAAGAAAAACUCCGGACUCGGCAGAAAUAAACAUGGACGUGGAUUUUAAUAAAAAGAAUCAUUGAAAUGUCUCAAAUUCACCUCCAAUGGUUUGAUAGUUGUCCACAAUUUUAAUGGCAACCAUUGGAGGGAUUUCAUACAUUAUCAAACCAAUAUUGCCUUUCAUCUUGCUUCUAUUGAUUUGCACCUUUAACAAGCAUUUCAUUUUUACGUCGAUCCGCGGGAAUAUGUCUUUUAUCUCUGUAAAAAUCUAAAAAUAUAUGUUCUGUUUUCUUUGAUUUUUCCAAACUAAAAUGUGUGCUAAAAUCUUAAAACGUCUCUUUAACAUACCUGCCAACAACUACGGUUUUCCCCUAAUGAGUACGAUUUUGAUCAUCCAGUGGUAAAAACUACGGUCUUCCAUUAAAAAUGUUUAACUUAAAAAUGGAAGCUACGUUGCGAAGCAGCUACAAAAUAUAGGGGAAACAUCAAUGAUUGGUUUACGUAUAAGAACAUCCAUGAUUGGUUGUUGUUUACUAUGAUGAGUCACCAUUGGUUAAGAUUAGGGCAAAACAUUAGAGACAGGCCAAUCAGAGACAAGAGAGGGCGGGUUAUGGAACCAGGAAGUGACAUCACAACAGACAGCCUUGGCAUUUUGAUUUUCUUUUGGUGAAUGGUUGCAUUUGAAAUUGUAUGUUGUAAUGGCGACCACCAAAUAAAGCAUUCUUAAACCUUC
This is a messenger RNA of Nerophis ophidion (straightnose pipefish), 2273 nucleotides long. RefSeq lists its product as uncharacterized. Lineage: Eukaryota; Metazoa; Chordata; Actinopteri; Syngnathiformes; Syngnathidae. The record is from RefSeq and is a predicted model, not a curated record. Gene Ontology annotation, molecular function: GTP binding. The transcript is spliced from 4 exons. Bases 325 to 1623 code for a protein of 432 amino acids.